CCCAGGAGUCGCAGCUUAACCCUCUCUUCUUUCCCUGCCCGUGCUGCCCGUGCUGCCCGCCCUUCGCUGCCAAGUACGCCUUCCUUUGCCGACGGCCGUGGUCUCUCUCAUAAGUGAAUAACCAUCUCCUCUGUCUCUCUCUCAAAACCGCGACCCAAAUCUCUCUCAAAAUCCCUCGAUUUCGCCGCUCCCAUCUCCUCGCCCACCCGUCUCGCGUCCUCCUCCUCCUCGAUCUCGCUCUCAUCUCGCGCCUUCCGAUUCGAUCCGCCAUCCGUCCGAUCUUGAGGCCGCCUGGCCGAGGCGCCCCGCUGGGUCCAGAUUAGGGUUUGUCUCUCGUCGAGUAUUGAUUGGGAGAUUUUGGGAUCUGUGGGUGGGUGCGAGGGGGGCGGAUCUAGGGUUUGGCGGAUUGGAAAGUUUCUAGGGUUUGAGCGAUUCCGGGAGCUGGCGGAGGAAUUGAGGGUGGGGAAUUGAUGGUUCGCGCCGGAGGAGGGAUCGGAACAACCAAAACCGGGGAAGAUGCAAGGCUAUGCAUGGGCGGGAAGGUGAGGAAAGGAAACGGAGGCGGCACAUGUGGCCAGUCCCCGCGCACGGCACAGCAGCUGCAGCUCUCCCACCGCCGGCGCCACUAGCUCCCCGAUUGACCCCCUUGGCAUCCGAUUCCUUCCAGCCCUCAGCUGAUUCUUUCGUAAAGGAUGGGCGCAAAAUUCGAGUUGGUGACUGUGCUCUUUUCCAGGCUGUCAAUGCUCCACCUUUCAUUGGAAUAAUACGUUGGUUUUCAGCAGGCAAAGAGGAUUAUCUUGAGUUAUGUGUAAAUUGGCUUUACAGACCUGCUGACGUAAAGCUUGCCAAAGGCAUAUCACCUGAAGCUGCACCGAACGAGGUCUUCUACUCAUUUCACAAGGACGUGAUUUCAGCUGCCACAUUGCUUCAUCCAUGUAAAGUUGCAUUUUUGCGUAAAGGUGUCGACCUUCCAGCAGGGAUAUCAUCAUUUGUGUGUAGGCGAGUAUAUGAUACAGCAAACAAGUGUUUGUGGUGGCUAACUGAUCAGGAUUAUAUCAAUGAGCGUCAGGAAGAGGUAGACCAACUUUUGGACAGAACACGACUAGAGAUGCAUGCAGCAGUGCAGUCAGGCGGGCGUUCUCCAAAACCUCUGAAUGGUCCUGCGUCCGCACAACAAUUGAAAUCUGGUUCAGAUAGUGUACAAAAUAGUGGCACCUCCAUUCCUCAGUCUAAGGGGAAGAAGAGGGAGAGAGGUGAUCAGGGCACGGAGCCCAUUAAACGCGAGCGGUCUGCUAAGACGGAGGAUGGUGAUUCUGCUAACUUUAAAUUUGACAGCAUGAUAAAAGAUGAAAUUGCCAAAAUUACAGAAAAAGGUGGGCUUGUAAACAAUGAAGGGGUUGAGAAACUGGUGAAUCUCAUGCAACUUGAUAGAAAUGAGAGAAAAAUAGACCUGGCUGGUAGGAUAUUGCUUGCAGAUGUGAUUGCGGCCACUGAUUUAAAUGAUUGCCUUGUUAGAUUUGUGCAGCUCAGGGGUGUUCCUGUUCUGGAUGAUUGGCUUCAGGAGGCACACAAAGGUAAAACUGGCGAUGGCAACAGUCCCAAGGAAAGUGAUAAAGCCACUGAGGAACUGCUGCUUGCUCUACUUCGUGCUCUGGAAAAGUUGCCUGUAAAUCUUAAUGCUUUACAGACUUGCAACAUUGGCAAGUCGGUAAAUCACUUGCGUAGUCAUAAGAACUUGGAGAUCCACAAAAAGGCUAGGAGUCUUGUCGACACUUGGAAGAAACGAGUUGGUGCAGAAAUGACAAAGAACAAUGAUGCGAAAUCUGUAGGGUCAAGCCAGGCUGUAGCAUGGCCUGGAAAGUCAGGUUUUCCUGAAGUUUCUCAUCCAGGAAACAGACGUACUGGAUCAAAUGAGGUAGCUGUGAAAAGCCCCAGUCAGCCUUCUGCUUGUAAAACUUUGCCUGGUAAGCCUGGCAUUUCAGAUCCUGUUGCAAAGCCAAGUCCGUUUACAUCAGGAUCUUUAAAACAAUCACCUUUACCUGCUUCGGGGGCUGUUGGCUUGAAGGAUCCACUUGGCAAAACAAGUGGUGGCAGUGGGACUCAGGAGUUGCCCCCGACAGUGGUGAAAGAAGAAAAGAGCAGCAGUUCGAGUCAGUCUCAGAACAAUAGCCAGUCUUGUUCAAGUGAUCAUGCAAAAAAAAUGGGUUCUUCAUGGAAAGAGGAUGCAAGGAGUUCAACUGCUGGCUCAAUGAAUGCUAGCAAGAUUUCUGGCAGUUCUUCUCGCCACCGAAGGUCUGGCAAUGGGCUUCUGGGAGCAAGUAAUUCUGGAAUUCAGAAGGAACCUAAUUUGGGUAAGUCUGGUUCUCUUAACAGGACUACAACACUGGAUAAAGCAUCACAAUCUGGAUUGACAUGUGAAAAGUCACUUGAUGUACCUGUUGCAGAUCAUGGAAAUAGCCACAGGUUGAUUGUUAGGCUUCCUAACCCUGGUCGCAGUCCUGCCCGAAGUGGAAGUGGAGGUUCAGUUGAGGACCCUUCAGUGACUGGUAGCAGAGCAUCAUCACCUGGGGUUCCUGAUAAACAUGAGCAUAAUGAUCGUAAAAUGAAACUAAGGAGCGAUGCUUGUCGGUCUCAUAUUGCCACCAAUGCAAAUAUAGAAACAUGGCAGAGCAAUGAUGUAAAAGAAGGGGUAGUUGGAUCUGAUGAAGGGGACAGAUCACCAACAACUAUUCUUGAUGAAGAACACCGGAGUGCUGAUGAAACUGGGAAGGUCUCUGAUGUUCCAAGAACUGGCUGUUCAUCCUCUGGGAAUGAAAAAGGGGUUUUCUUGCCUGAAUCUAGGACAAGGAACUCUUUCAGCUCUAUAAAUGCACUGAUUGAAAGCUGUGCAAAAUGUUCUGAAUCUAGCGUUCCUUUAUCGGCUGGGGAUGAUAUAGGAAUGAAUUUACUUGCUAGUGUGGCUGCUGGGGAAAUGUCAAAGUCUGACUUGAUUUCUCCCACUGGCUCGCCUGGAACUUCACCUGCAGUGGAGGACCCUUGUACUGCCAAUAAUGAGGCUAAGUCAAGACUGUCAUGCGACGAUGGUGUUGUCCAGAGUCAUGCCAGGUCUGAAGAAUCUGCUGAUGUUGACUCCGGGAAGCAUGGGAAGAGUGUUGGUUCUGUGUUAGCAAGGGAUGUGCCGCAACAGGUAGGCGCCAACUUUUCAGGUGAUGAAAAAAUCAUCAUGCCAUUGCAGGAUAAUAAUAUAUUGACAGGCGAGCAACCCAAACAGUCUCCCGUUUCCAGUGCAAGUUUUCAUAAAACUACAGAUUCUUAUAUGAAAUCAGAAGGGAAACUCGAGGAAGAGAGAGCUGAUAGAUGUUAUUCUAUGUCUAGUCCAUCAAACGUCAAGGAGGAGAGUGAAGGUGAUGGAGCUUAUCUACACCGGGACAGGUUAAUGAGUAGUGGGCAGGUUACUGAUAGUCUUGCAGAUUGUAAGCCUAAGUUAAGGAGUCCAUCAAUGGAUGAGAGUAAACCCAUUGAUUGUGCCCGUGAAAAGAUUGGAGGGGGCAAUAUGUGCACUUCUGGAGUUGUUUGCAACACUUUGGCUGGUGCUUGUGAGUUUGAAAAGGCUGCUUCAGGCAGAAAAUCUGAGAAGCUGGUAGUUGAAGAAUCUUCCUCUUGUCCUCCCAUUGAUAAAGAGCUGCCUGGUGGUGCUACCUUAACGGACCAGCAACAACCUCCUGUUGCGGCAAAUCAUGCAGUGGCUUUAGAUAAAAGUGCUGAUGAUGCUGUUGCUCUUUCUGGUGCUGAUGAAGUUCUUUGUCCUGAAAAUGAUGACGACUCCAAGACCAAGAAGUCUGAUAAUUUGAGGGCUGGUAAUUUGGACUUCAGUAACAGUGAAAAGAAAGAAAGUUCUAGUAUUGCUGCUUCAAGCAUUGAUGAACGAGUUGCAUCAACUGUUAUCUCACUUGUCUCUGGCAAUGGGGUUGAUGAUAACCUAGAAAUAAAGCAGCCUCUUGAGGUUUGUCUUACUGGGUCAGCCAACAAUCAGCUUCCGUGCAGUAUUCCUCCUCAAGAAACUGAGCCAUGUGCAAAGUCUUCUGGUUCUAAGAUGUCUGGAGCUGAUGCUGAUGGAAAGGAGGAGCUUGCAUCUUCUGCAGAGGCUUCUUCAUUGGCUGUUACGGCUGAGCCACAUGUUUCGGCUAAGCUCGACUUUGAUUUAAAUGAAGGCAUCCCUGGAGAUGAUGGGAACCAAGGCGAGCAAGCUUCCUCAGCUGCACCAAUAUGUUCAUCUGCAGUUCGCAUGCCUAACCUGACUCCAUAUGCAUCUCCCAUGUUAAGUGGCUUGCCUAGUCCAAUCACAGUGGCUGCUGCAGCGAAGGGACCGUUCGUUCCACCUGAAAAUUUAUUGAAGACUAAGGCUGAGCCUGGGUGGAAAGGUUCAGCUGCCACCAGUGCAUUUCGCCCUGCUGAACCACGAAAGGUUCUUGAGAUGCUACUUAGUACUUCUAAUGUCCCAGCAUCUGAUGCUGCAGGGAAGCAGGGUCGUCCACCUUUGGACAUCGAUCUGAAUAUACCUGAUGAGAGAGUACUUGAGGACAUGGGUUCUCAGAGCUCUGCUCAGACAACAGGCUCUGAAUCAGGAGUCAUUAGCAAUCAGGAGGCACCCACACGAACUGCUGGGGGACUUGAUCUUGAUUUAAAUAGAAUCGAUGAGGGUACAGAAAAUGGGCAAUUCUUAGCAAGCACCAGCCAGAGGUUAGAGGUGCCACUUUUGCCAGUAAGACCAGCACCUGGAGGAUUCUCUAAUGGGGAGGCCAACAUAUUAAGGGACUUUGAUCUUAAUAAUGGACCAGGACUUGAUGAAGUUGGUUCAGAACCUGCACCAAGAAGCCAGCAUGCCAAGAGCAGCAGCAGUCUGCCCUUCUUACCGCCAUUAGCAGGCCUCAGAAUGAACAAUGCUGAAGUAGGAAAUGUAUCAUCUUGGUUUCCUUCGGGUAAUUCCUAUCCAGCUGUUGCUAUACCAUCUUUCUUGCCUGAUAGAGGGGAGCAGCCUUACCCUAUUGUUGCAGCUCCAGGGACCCAGAGGAUUUUGGGGUCAGUUACAGGUGGUGGCACAUUUGGAAAUGAUAUUUACAGAGGCCCAGUGCUUUCAUCAUCUCCAGCCAUGGCCUUUUCCCCUGCUACGGCAUUUCCAUAUGCUGGCUUCCCUUUUGGCUCCAGUUUUCCUCUCACGUCAACUUCCUUCACAGGUGGAUCAACAGCCUAUGUUGAUUCAUCAUCUGGAGGUGCUUCAUGCUUUCCUACCAUUUCAUCACAGCUUGUUGGACCAGCAGGUGCUGUCUCGUCCCAUUAUCCAAGGCCUUAUGUUAUAAGCCUUCCAGAAGGUAGUACUAGUGGAGGAUCUGAUAACAGUAGAAAGUGGGCCAGACAAGGUCUUGAUCUCAACGCAGGUCCAGGGAGUGCAGAUAUGGAAGGAAAAGAUGACAGAUUGCCUUCAGCAUCGAGACAACUCUUGGUUGCCCCUUCUCAGGCUUUUGUGGAGGACCAGGCAAGGAUGUACCAGGUGCCUGGUGGGGGUCUGAAGAGGAAAGAGCCAGAAGGGGGUUGGGAUGCAGAUAGAUCUGGUCACAAGCAACUUUCGUGGCAGUAAGGAGGUCUCAGGGGAACCCAUUUCUUUGAUGACUUGAGGAUCUGGCACAAGCGUUUGUGGACUCUCUUUCCUGUAUUGCUUUUGCACUAAGUUAUACACACACAAUGUCACAUGCGUCCUGGUGUUUGCCUCGAGGAUGAUGUGGAACUCUUUCAGAGGGAAUCAAACCUUGUUGUAAUUCAUGUAAAUGUUGAGAUAUGAUGCUCCUUUAGAAACAAUUUUCAUGGCUUCAGCAGUUGCUUAGCUUCUUUUAGCAUUUAUGGGCAUGCUUGCUGGUUUAGUCAAGGAGGGUAAAUAUAUGGCUGGCCUUGGAGGAUGGAUGGUAAGUCACAUCUAUCUUACUAUUUCAAUUCUCUGUCAUCUCUUCCACCAAAGCCACUGUAAUUAAAUGCACCUUGUUGGUCAGAGUAGUUUGUUACUUUGUUUGUAUAAUCUCUCCUGGGGGGUGGUAUUGCAGCUUUACAUGUCCGCCUGCAUUGUUGCUCCAAAGAAUUAACAUUAUAAUGCUACAUCAGUUAGACAAUUAGAUAUGCCAUCUAGGCACCUCUUCCAGUGGCACAGGACUCAUCUUCCUUGUUUGAAUUGCCAAGGCAUGACCAUGUGUCGUUUGUAUUUUUAGUUUUAUCGACUGUGCAACAAUAUAAUCUCUCUUCCAAGUUUGGUCU
This is a messenger RNA of Phoenix dactylifera (date palm), 6300 nucleotides long. NCBI's taxonomy places the organism in Eukaryota, Viridiplantae, Streptophyta, Magnoliopsida, Arecales, Arecaceae. The record is from RefSeq and is a predicted model, not a curated record.